Molecule: messenger RNA, 9889 nt
Organism: Lagopus muta (rock ptarmigan)
Lineage: Eukaryota; Metazoa; Chordata; Aves; Galliformes; Phasianidae
Gene: RNMT
Product: RNA guanine-7 methyltransferase
Exons: 11
Coding region: 155-1402 (415 amino acids)
Biological process (GO): 7-methylguanosine mRNA capping
Cellular component (GO): nucleus
Molecular function (GO): mRNA 5'-cap (guanine-N7-)-methyltransferase activity
Source: RefSeq, a predicted model, not a curated record
ACGAGCCCUCGCUCCUACCGCGCGCGUGCGCAGUGUCGCUUUCGUCCCCCGGAUAUGACGUCUCCGCGGUAGAGGCGUCACUUCCGCAAACAGGAUGGCCGAGGGUCGUGCUGGUUUAUUUUGAUCAAUAGGUAGGGAAUUUAACCUGUCAAAAAUGGCUGACUUAACCAAAACUGAAGAAAAGGAAGUAGAGAAGAGUUUGGAUGAAGAAGUGGAGGGAACAUCUCAUGCUUCAGAAUCAGAUUCAGGUAUUAAUUUGGAAGGCAAUAGCUCGACUUCAGGUACAACGCACUCCACCGAAAAUGAGAACAAACUUGCUAGUGGUGAUCAGGGCAGUGGCCUGAAAAGGAGUGUAGCAGAUGUUGAAGAUGAACCUCCUAAGAAAGUUCCGAGUGAGGCAGGCCAUGGGCAAGCUGUAGCUGCACAUUAUAAUGAGCUUCAAGAAGUUGGGUUGGAAAAACGCAGCCAGAGUCGCAUAUUCUACCUCCGAAACUUUAAUAACUGGACAAAGAGUGUCCUCAUUGGGGAAUUUAUAGACCGCGUACGACAGAAAAAGAGUGAUAUUACUGUUUUGGAUCUGGGAUGUGGCAAAGGUGGAGACUUACUGAAAUGGAGGAAAGGCAGAAUUAAAAAACUUGUCUGUACAGAUAUUGCUGAUAUUUCUGUGCAGCAGUGCAAGCAGCGAUACGAAGACAUGAAAGCCCGAUGUCGCUAUAAUGAACGUAUUUUUGAUGCAGAAUUUAUACAAGCAGAUAGUACCAAGGAUCUUCUGUCUCCCAAAUACAGCGAUCCAGACACACGCUUUGACAUUUGCAGCUGUCAGUUUGUUUACCAUUACUCAUUUGAGACAUAUGAGCAGGCUGACAUGAUGCUUAAAAAUGCCUGUGGGAACCUCUCUCCUGGAGGUUAUUUCAUAGGCACGACUCCAAAUAGCUUUGAGCUUGUAAAGCGACUUGAAGCUUCAGAAACCAAUUCAUUUGGGAAUGAUGUAUACAGUGUAAAAUUUGAGAAGAAGGGAGAAUAUCCUUUGUUUGGCUGCAAAUACGAUUUCCACUUAGAGGAAGUUGUGGAUGUCCCCGAGUUCUUGGUUUAUUUUCCAUUACUGGAGGAAAUGGCAAAGAAGCAUGGUAUGAAGCUAGUUUACAAAAUGACAUUUCGGGAAUUUUAUGAAGAAAAAAUCAAGAAUGAGGAACAUAAGAUGCUGCUAAGAAGAAUGCAGGCCUUGGAGCCAUAUUCUGCAUUUGGUGAUUCCAGGCUUGCCUCUGAUAAACCUGAUGAUUAUGAGCAUGCAAAAGAGUUUAUCAAAGAUGGCAAGGCAAAGUUACCAUUGGGAACACUGAGUAAAUCUGAAUGGGAAGCAACAAGUAUUUACUUGGUAUUUGCCUUUGAGAAGCAGCUGUGAAACUUCACAUACCAGACUCAGCAAGAAGAGCUCAUAUCCAUGUGCAAGUUGGAGCGGUCAGAAAUCCAUUGUGGCAACUAUUUUUUUAUUUUUAUUUUUUAAUUAUCAGAAGUGUGCAGGACACUACCAAAAACGAGAGCAAGCUCACGAUUCUGAGUUACAUUGCCUGUCUGUGACAGAUGGACUUGUGUGUGUAUAUAUAAGAAAGAUUCUGAACCAGUCUUUUUAAGCAUUUGUAAGCAAUCUGAAUGCUCUCAAAACUUAUGUUUGAACUUGACAACUUCGUGUUAGAAAAAAAAUGUUUUGUUAGUCUUAUGUUUGUGCUUACCAGCCUCAUGCUGCACUUCCUGAAGUUGAUGGAAAAUGACUUGUUAACUGUUAACUUCAGUGAUGUAGAAUGAGGGCCUAAAUAUUGUAAUGCAAAGCUCGGUUAGUUCAUAAUGUGAUGGAUUCAGACAUGUAGGGUAUGUCUACAGUGCAUGCAGAGCUUAGUGACAAACAAUACCCAAGUCAGUUUGAGUACUACUUAUGUGCUGUACUCCUGCCUGCAGUGUAAAUCUACCUUAGAGAUAUUCAUGGUGUAGUUUACACGGUAAAGUUUCAUGAUGUUUUUAGUUGUUGUUGUUUUUUUUUUUUUGGUUUUUUUUUUUUUUUUUUUUUGCUUGCUUGCUUGAUGAUAUAUAGUGUCACUUCAUGGUGCUUCCAAGAUUAAAUGUGUUCUGUACAAAGCUGCUCUAAAAAAACUGAAUUUCUGAACUUUUAAAAAUCUUUACAUCGUUUUUCCAAGUAUGACUAUACAGUAAUGAAUAACAGCUGCUGAGCUUAAAUUACUGAACAUUUUCUAUUGUAUUAAAGACUGUACUGACUUUUUUGUAGUUUUAAUGUCUCUUUGAAACUUAUUAGAUGGAUCUUAGGAUGUGUUUUGCUUGUUUCAUAAAAUUCCAAAUAGGCUUGGCAGAAGAAUUAGCUCUUAGUGGUGAUGGGGACUUCACUUAAAGCAUUAAGAACAUGAUCAUGAACUAAAAAGGGAACCCUUAUAAUAGUUGAGGGUACUGGAAUUUCACUCUGGUGGGGAUGGUUGUGUAUGUGCACACACACCAUUAGAUAUAGGAAAUAAUUUCAAAAUGAGAUCCAAAUAUUCUGCUUGGGAAUAUAAACUGAUGUUCUUGACAGGCAGAAUGAUACCUAACUCCUGUCCUACUCUCUGCCAUUCUAUUGGACCUGGCUUGGAGGUUUCUGGCAUCGUGUUUAGUCCUCCUUUAUUAUGCCAGUAGCCACCCACUAGUGAGAAGAUGAGGGUUACUUCAGGAUUUUUCUCUCUCUUCUUGAGCUAAGAGAUGCUUUUUGAUGCUGUUGGCUAUUUUAGUUUAUAUACAGAUUAAUUGAUAGUGUUGAUGGUACACAAGUAUUUUUUUGCAAACCUAUAAUAAACCUAAGAAAGAACAAUGCUAUUAAACAUUCAGAUUAUUUGAGUUUGUAGUUGUAGAGCCUUUCCUCUGUAAAUUAGCUCAUACACUUUCCUCUGACUCUUGAUUUUUAAUUUUCUAGAAGAUUAUGUAUAACCUUCACUAAAUCAGUAGUAUCACAGUCAUGAGUUCUACUAAAUUUAUUUUUAAAAGGUGUUUUUUUUUAACUAGAAAUUGUACUUAAGAAACUACCUGAAAUGUGGCAACACUUAAGAAGUGCUGAAAGAUUUCACUGAAUUUUUUGUGCAUCAAAGCUGUUUUGUUACAUUUCUUAUCUGAAGUUUCAUUUGAAAGUACAUAGUUAUGCUAUUUUUGGAAGAUAUUAGAAUAAUAAAAAGGGGAGAUAUACAGAGGAGUGUUUCCUCUUCUAAGCUAAUUUCAGCAUAUUGAAAAUGAAAACUGUGGAAUGGCUGAGACAUGGAGGGGCACCACUGGAAGUCUGAACUAACCUUUUCCCAUCCAAGUAGGCAACCAGUGCCAUUGCUCGGUCACUCCCAUGGUAAAGAUGUUUAGACUGCACCUCCUGUGUUUGUGCCACUUACCACCAGUCACACUUUACACAUUCGCCACCUUUUUGGCAUGGGCAUGCUUCCCCUUUGACUUGUGUUCAUUUGGAGUCCACCAGAACCCCUAGUUCCUUUUCUGCAAAUCUGCCUUCCAUCUGGGUGGCCCACAGCAUGUACUGGUCCUGUUGUUGCUCUUCACCCAGUAGAAGGAUUUAGCACUUAACUGAACUGUGUGAGGUUCCUAUUAGCCCAUUUCUUCAGCUUGUUGAGUUCCCUCUGAAUAACUGUAGAGCCCUCUGGUGUAUUUGCCACUCCUCCAGUUCUGUGUUAUUAGCAAGCUUGCUGAGGUCGUACUCUACCCAUCUAGAUCAUUAAUGGAGAUGUUGAAUGGGAUUGGAUUCAGUAUUGAUCACUUUGGUAGACUGCUAGUUACUGGCUCCCAACUAGGCUUUGCACCACUGAUCAUUAUGCUCUGGGACCAUCUCUUCAACUAGUUUUGUUCACCUCCUUAUCUGCAUGACCAGACUGUACUUUGUCAACUUUUUCUAUGAGGAUCUUAGGAGAGUAAGUGUCAAAGGUCUUCCUGAACUCUGUGUAGACGAUAUCCACUAUGCUCCCCUCAUCCACCAGGCCAGUCAUUUCAUAGUUAAUCAAGUAGGUCAAGCUUAACUUCCUUUUGGUAAAUCUCUAUUGAUGAUAUUCUUAUCCUUCACACGCUGGAACUGGUUUCCAGGAUUAGCUGCUCCAUUACCUUCCCAGUGAUUGAGGUGGGGCUGACUGGACUUCCUGGUGGGAGUGACACGGAUUUUACUAGUCUGUGGGCACCUCUCCUAGUUAAAAUGAUCAUUAGAGGAUUAUCAAGAGUGGCCUUGCAGUGACACCAGACAUCUCCCUCAGCACUCACAGGUGCAUCCCAUCAGGGCCUAUAGGUUUCGUAUAUCCUAUUUGUUUAUACGUUCCCUGGACUGAUCCUCUUCUAUCAUAGGUACAUCUUUCUUGUGCCAGUUCUUCCCCUGGUAUCUGGGACCUAAGGUUUGUGAAAGACAAUCUUACUCAUAAACGCUGAGACAAAGAAGGCAUUCAAUUUCUCAGCAUUUUUCCUGUCUUCUGUCGCUGCGUCCCCCGUCCCAUUCAGCUGUGCAUCCAUGUUUUCCCUACUCUUGCUUUUGUGACUUAGAUACCUACAGAAGCUUUUCUCAGUGCCUGACAUCCUUGGCCAGAUUCAAUUCAAGUUGGACUUCUGGCCUUUCUGAAUGCGUCUCUUUAUACUUGGACAGCAUCUGUAUUCAUGCUAAGUUACCUGUCCCUGCUUCCACUAUUUGUAUGCGUCCUUUUUGUGUUUGAGUUUUGCAAGAAACAAAUCACUCAUCUAUGCAAGCUCCUUGACAUUUUUCCUGACUUCCUACUUGUUAGGAUAGACCACUUGUGGGAUAGAGCUUGUGGGAAAGUGAUCCUUGAAUAUUAAGCUUGCUUUUGUGGGCCCCUCUUUCCUCCAGGACCUUAUCUCACAGAACUCUUCCUAGCAAAUCUUUCAAGAAGUCAGUCUGCUCUCCAGCAGUCCAGCAUUGUGACCUUGCUUUUCAUCCUCUGUCUUGCUCUCAGGAUCCUGAACUCAGCCAUCUCAUGAUCAAUGCAGCCAAGGCUACUUUUAAUCUUCAUUUUCCCAGAUAGCCCCUCCUUGGUAAACACUAUGUUCAUCAGAGCACUUCUCAUUGGUUCUUCUAUCACUUGGGCCAAGAAGUUAUUAGUACUCUCCAGGAAUCUCCUUUUGCUUUUGUCCUGCUGCGUUCAUCCCUUGGAUAUCAGGGUGGUAGAAGUCUUACUUGAAGACCAGAGCUUGUGAAUGUGGAACUGCUUCUAGCAGUCUGUAGAAAGACUUAUCCACUUGUUCUUUGUUGUCAAAUGGCCUCUAGCAAACACCCACAGGUAUGUCCGUCAUACCUGUCUGCUCUUCAGUCUUUACUCAUGAGCUCUCUGUUGGCUCACUGUCCAUCCUGAGGCAGAGCUCUGUGCAUUCCAGCUGUGCUUUUACACAAAUGACAACUUUUCUACCUCUCCUCAUCUUCAUGGCUCAUCCUUCCUCAAAGGUCUUUAUUUUUCCAUUGCAACACUCCAGUCAUGCAAUCCAUCCUGGCAGUUGAGACCUCUGUUGGAGCCACUUGCUCAGUUUGUGUGGAGAGCCAGCAUUACUGUAAAAUGUUUUUGCUUCUUCAGCCUUGAAAAAAACCUCUGUAAAGUGGGCGUAUGAAAAUCCUGUUUUAACUAAUUGCUCAAUAUGUUCAAGACUGCAGUGCUCUGUAUGUACAGGGCUGUACUGAUAGAAAGCCAAACAUCAGCACUUUCUAUUUAUGAAGGAUUUGAUGCUCAUGAAAGAUGUUUGGUGAGGUAAGGAUGGAAGACUUGUUCAAAAAUCAGGUAUUCGGCUGCCAGUGGCUAUUAGCCCUAAUAUUUUUUUUCUCCUGUCUCCACUUUUCAAAGAAGCAGUUACAUAUUUGUUGCAGGACUGCUGCUCCUGCAGCUGAGGUUAUGUGGUAAUGAGUGUUAGUAUAAGUAAUUGUUCCUUAUGGGUCUUAGGAUAUUCUACAACCUUAUAGAAAAGUUGUGAGGUGCUGAAACAGCUGCCCAGAGAAGCUGUGGUGCCCCGUCCUUGGAGCUCUCAAAGCCAGGUUGGAUGGGGCCCUGGGUAUCUGAGCUGCUGGGGGGCAGCCCUGCCCACAGCAGGGGUUGGGGCUAGGUGAGCUUUAAGGUCCCCCCAACCCAAAUCAUCCUGUGGUUCUAUGAUUCUGUGAAAGAAAUAAUGACAUUAAACACUGUAUUUGUGCAGGAAGUGUGUCAUGCUACAGUCAAUUACUGUUGUAUCAAUGCUGUAUUGUAUGAGUUUGCUUUUGUGAAUUACAGACCAGUGUGAUAAAAAUUGCUGCAAAGCACUGAAGCAUGUGCUGUGUUUUGUACUUAGGUUUUAAUCAAGUGCUAAAGGUGGCUUGCUGCCUGGUAGAAUCUACUUGAUUGACUUAAGAAGCUCUCCUUGCUGCAAAUUUUACGUGUACUCCUGUUACAGUGUUUGAAUAAUGUAGUGAACACCUCAGUCCUUUGACUAGAAGUCUUUUUCUUUUGAGUCACAUUUUAUUUAAUAAAGCACUCUCCUAAUAUCUAUUUUUAUUAAAAAGAGUAACUAUAUUCUGUCUUCUGAUUGCUAAACUGUUUGCAAAGAUUUUGAAAACUGUUAAUUUGGGAAACUCUAAGCUAUGUAGCAAUAAAUUUAGAACAACUGCAGAGUAAUCAGGGGCUGAUGAUGAAUCCACUUUUGCAAGCCACUUAUUGCAUAAGUAAUAAUGUAUCCAUGGGGAGAAAUGGCUUGUCUAAAAUUAAGCAGGAUUACUAGUUGUCUUGUAAUGUCAGUCCCCAGUGUUCACUGUCUGCUACAAAUGUGAGCCUCUGCCUGUAAGAAAGCAAGGAAACAUCUGCAUUGUUGCACAUGAUUGCAAGUAAGUGUCCUGAUUUUUCAGAAAUGCACAAGAAUCAGGUCAUUUAGCUGCCAAAGACAUGGAGACAACAGUUUAAGUUUUUGAACAAGAAACCUCAGUUGAAAUUGAAAGAAAAAUGUCUGAAAUCUGAAUCCUAGUGCUGAUGACAUUAUAAAUACCUUGUGCUGAACUAAAUGCUGUUAAAAUAGUUUCUUUGCAGCUUCAGUGUGUAGAAUUUAAUGUAGAUGUGCUGGUGAAACGGCCUCCCUUACAAGAUACCAUCACUGUCAUAGAUUUAUGUACUGCCUUGGAUGUUUCUGUUAUUUAGAAAUCAGAUGUUCUUAACAUAACUUGAUAAAUAAGUUUUUGAUAGGUUAUAGUUUUUCUGAUGGUGCAUAAAUGCCAUUGAAAUGGAAGAUGUUAUCUUUUCUUCAUUUUAUUAAAGCUGGUUCUUAAAACUGUUGCCUUACUAUUUGCUUUAAUGUGUCUCCCAGCAGCUGAAAUUUGCUUUCAGGACAGGGUAUUUGAAUAUGAAAUGUCUGACUGAUUUGCACUGUUAAUAAUUGAAGCCCAAGGAAGGGGUAAUCUUUUAAAUCAUAGCUCGUGAUGUUUCAAUGGGCAGUUCUUAAGAACUGUGCACUUUCUUAGCCUUACAUUCUUGUCUGCAUUCAUAGAAGCGUUUCUAAUGUAGUCUGAUAGAAGGCUGUGCUUUUGCUCACCUUUACUUACGGUUAAACUGGAAAUUCACUACACAUACUCUGUAGUAGAAUGAGCAUUUCCACAGGCUUCAAAGUAAUGAUGUUCAUGUUUUCUGGAGUAAUAGUUUCUUGACUUGCAUGUGGGUGUUCCAUCCCUGGAGGCAUUCAAGGCCGAUUUGGACAGAACCCUGGGCAGACUGAUCUAGUGGGUAGCAACCAGCUCAAGGUACGGAGUUGGAUCUUGAUGAUGUUUAAAGUCCCUUCCAUUCUAAGCCAUUCUAUGAUUUUUUGCUCCUCAUAAUUUUUCAGUCUUUUUCAUAGUCUUGGAAUAAGAUGAGCCAGCUGAUUGGUUGGCUCUCAGCCAUAUCAGGUUCCUUUUCAGUUUGCACUUAGUCUAAUUUGACAGUGAUAGAACUGUUCUGCCUUUAGGCACAAGAAUAGUUGUGUUUGCUGGGUUAGAACUUUCCCCGUUGAAUAAUCAAUGCAAAGUCUUGUUUUGUGUAUAAAACACAGAUUUGAAACCUCUGUUUUUCAUAGAUCAAGGAGUAAUAGUCUAAAUUUUGGCUUGGUUACUAUUUCUGUUGAUUUUUGCUUUAAAAAUGGUUUGUACAAGGUAGAACAGUACGCCUUAUGAUGAGCAAAUGAACAAUUUUUUUUUUUUAAUUUCACUUAUUUUCCUUUUCCUCUGUCGUUCUCUACUCUGCUAUCAAAUGCUGCACUGAAUUAGAAGGUGCUUUUUGUGUUUCUUGUAGGAAUUAUCAGUUGAAUUAUUGUAAUUGAGACUUAUAUGGAGAGUAGUAUGGUACAAGAACACUGAUCAGUGGAACGAAUUACUCAACUCUGCAAAAUCUUCAUCUCUGUUCCUUUAUAUUGCAGUGUGGAAUAAUCACUGCACAUUUAUUUUGCUUUAAAUGAAUCUCAAUAAAUGAUGGUUACUGCUUUAAAUAAUCAGUUUCUGUUAAUUGUAUGAAAUAUUUCAAUUUCAUAUGUGAAAGGGCCAUGAGCCCCCAAGUACAAAUAAGUUUUUGACAGAAGCAUGCAUUACAAAUUAAUGUAAACAUUCCCAGUCUGGUAGGUGAGGAGUUUUCCAUGAACUGUCCAUAGAAGGGAAUAUAUAUCACUCUGCAAAGAGUUUGAGGAAUAUAGAACAUGCCCUUGUUUUGCUUUUCUUAGCAAUUUAUGCUUAACAGCUUAUAUUGGGUGAAUAUUUACAUUCAUCCUUUCUUGAAGAUGUGCUUGUCUCCAGACAAUAUUGGUGGUUUUGCUUAUCAUGUUUUCUCACUGCUCUUUCCAGCAGCAAUCUAGUGUUAUAAACCAAAGUGUGAAAACAAAACCAAAUUGUUCCCAGAUGUAGUACUCUCAGUAAUGUAGUGUGAAGAACCUUCCAUGUGGGCAUGAAACUAAACACUAUUGGAUUUAAGGUAUUAAUAUUUCCCACUUCACCAGUGUAUGAUGACUGUUCAGUGUGGCAAAGAGAAGCUAAUUCAUACUCAGGAUUUCUGCGUUUGAAGUGCGAGGCUAACUGCACUUCUCCUGAAGUAAGUAGAAAAUAGUAUGUUCUCCCUGCAGGACAUAUUUUUCUUCCUUUCAGUAAGAAUCCAACCUAUGUAAUCUUGACUUUAGAUUGAAAGUGUUUGUUUUAUUUCUGUUACAUUGAAACUCCUUCUAGAAUUAAGCUUAUUAGAUCUGAAAACAUAAUCCAGUUUGACCAACUAUAAGGUUGAAGUAUUUAUGUAGAGGGUUCCUUGACAGGGUUCCUUGUAGAUUGUUACUGAGACUGCAGACUUCAUGUAACUCACCUUGUGCUGUGAGGGUAAAAUUCAUUCUGUUGUCUGGCUUGCUUGGCAUAGGAUUAUACAAAGGACUAGUAAGAAUAAAGAUCACAGAUCUGUAAAACUGGACAGGAGAGGAGUUUUAAGUAUCCGGAUUUAAAAUUAUGAUUUCUCCUAUGAUUCAGCUCAGCAGUUUCUAAAUUCCUAUAGAAAACUUUUCUUGCUUUCCCCAGGUUGAAGAAUAGUCUUGCAUCUUCUGCGGUGAAGUCUUUCAGAACCCCCAUCAGUAAGUUUGUGCAAACUGUGUUGAAUAGAGUAUGCAUUGCCUGGAAUCCUGGAAUUACCUUUUUCAGAUAGAUGUCAUUACUAACACUUUCUGCAAAGAGAAGGGAAAGCUGAGAGAAAGGGGCUGAUAGAGAAGAAGAGUGCUUUACUUUGCAUUACAAAAAUUAUAUAACUCUAGCUGAAAUGUAUUUUUUCUUCUUUUAGCCACUGAAAUUAGCAAUUAUGAACAAAAAGGGAGGAUAGCUGAAAUUUGUGUGAUGAUUUACUAAGGAGUUAAAUAAAUAAUGGAAGAAUUU